Molecule: messenger RNA, 5328 nt
Organism: Closterium sp. Naga37s-1
Lineage: Eukaryota; Viridiplantae; Streptophyta; Zygnematophyceae; Desmidiales; Closteriaceae
Source: the annotation of a GenBank genome assembly
AUGCUCCUUUCCACCCCUGCACGCGUCUCCGCCGCUGGAGGUCCCGCCAACGCAACUGCGCCCGCCAACGUGACUGCUAAGGCGGCUGCGCGUGCAAACGCGACCAAGUCUGGAAAUGCUACUAAAGUCGCCAACAGCGCGGUGGGAGUGGCGACGGCAAGGCUGAGCAAGGGCGCAGGCAAAGGAAAGAACUCCACAUGCGCCUAUUACAGAAACUACAACGCCAACCCCUACUUCGGCAAGGGGCUCACCUCGAAGUUUCUUGACGCGCUCUUUGGCAAGCGAUGCGGCGCGUGCUUCAAGGUGAUAUGCACGAACGACACGAAGCGCUGCCGCAGCGGCAAGGCCACCGUCACCGUCCGCGUCGUCGGCGCGACGAAGACGGAGGAGAAGCAAGUUUCCCUCUCUGCCGUCUCAUGGGCCAAAAUCGUGCAGGGUUCGGACGCCGCCCCUGUUAACAUCACGUACAUGCGCACCAACUGCCAUUCGACCGCCGGAUCCGCGGUGCGCGUGCGCAACAACUCUACCGCGGAGAAAUUCAACAUUCAGAUGGUCAAACUUGCCGGCCCCGGCACGCUUAUCGCGGUCGAGCUUAGCGUGGAUGGCAAGAAGUGGGUGAAGCUGACCCGCGACGGCAACAGGGUGAUCUGGGGAAUUGCGGGCAAAGAGGCGAAGGAGGUUUUGGGCGCGAAGAAGGCUAUGAGCGUUCGCCUCACUGCAGGACACACCUUCGAGAAAAUCACCCUCGAGAAUGGCAUUCCCGCCGCCUGGAAGCCUCAAACGCUCUACUCCUUCAAGAUCAACUUCAAGAAGCUCAUGGCUGAGGCCAAGGAGACGUCGCUUCCAGACUCUUUUUCUGAACCAGUAGAGGUUUCUUCGUACUACCACGCGUCAAUUGCCGUCUGUCCUUCUGGCCCGUGUUCCACUCAGAUGGCGUCACGGUUGCCAAUUCUAGCAGCGAUGGCUUUCCUCUUCUUCGGCCAAGUCGCAGGCGGAUUCUUACCCUUUCCCUUGCCGAUUCCUGUUCCUGGUGUCGGCUCGGGUGGAACGGUAUGCACGUGGAAUCAAUUCGUCGGGGAGAUGAAGCAACUGCGGAAAGCCUUAACAAAACGACCGAGGAAGUACCGGGUCAUGGCUCUCGUACUGAAACGAGCGAUUAAGGAGCUCGAGGGCGACACGUCAGCACCUGGAACCAAGCAGCUGCAGCAGGAGCUGGUGGCGAAAAAGAAGCAGGCAGUGGAGCAGAGGAGCACUAUGAUUGAAGCGCCUCAAAAAGAGAUUCCCAAACUGGAUUUCCCUUUGCUCCCCCUUUCCUCUCCAACUAUUCGCUGUCAUCAGACCAAGCAGCUGGAGCAGGAGCUGGAGGAGAAGAAGAAGCAGGCAGAGGAGCUGGAGGCCAGACUGAGGACACUGGAAGCACAGUCCGCAGCAGCAGCUGGAGGCGUUACUACUACCCUUCCUCUUGCCACCGCCACCACCACCGCCGCUGCUGCUGUUGCUUCUGCUAUCCCGAUCGCCCCACUUUCCACCCGGCCUGCACCGUCCCCUAUCAAGCUGCUUCACUCCACAAGCUUCGGAGCCACAGGCACCUCUGGCUUGGCCCUGCGUCUCCCUUCCUUCUACUCCCUCGGAGCCCCUCUCUCCCCAACCGGACGGGGAGGCUCGACGUUUGGUUCGGGGGCCGGCAGGCUCGGGGCGGGGGUUUUGGGUUCGGCAGGGGGAGGAGGAGGCAUGGGCGGGAGUAUAGGCAGAGGGCACAAGAUGGGCAUAAGAGAUGGACAUGGGACAGGAAGAGGGGCGGGUUCUGGGAAGGGUCAUGGGAUGGGGUCUGGGAUGGGGCCUGGGGUGGGAUCUAUGGGCCCUCCUGGGUUGGGUUCUGGAGGGGCGUUGGCGUUAGGGUUUGGUCGGGGGGGGAUUACUCCCGCUGUGGCUGCUCUCUCCGGAAUGGCGCCCACUCCUGCUGCUGUGGCUUCAAACGGAGCUCCUCUUGCUCCCCAUGAGGCGUUUCCGAGCAGUCGCAGCGAUGGCGGUGCGGGCGGCGGCGGUGGGUUUGGUGGAGAUGCUUCGACGCGGGUUGCUCUGUUCACGUGUCAGGACGACGGGUGGGCAGGCAGGGACGGAUCCGGCCAGUAUGGUUCUGGUGCUGGUGCUGGUGCUGGUGGUAAUGAGGCCUGGUUGGGAGAUGCAGCAGUGACAGUGCCUGUGGAAGCAAUAGACAACACCACCUCUAUCCAAUGGCCUUCUGCAACGAUCCCUUCCUCUGGCACGUCUGGUACUAUUCCUGGUGCCACUCCUGCUGCUUCUUCUGCUGCCGUUUCUGGCGUUCGGGCAGCUGCAGUGGCGGCAGGGGCGAGGGUACUAGGCUCCUCUGGUUCUCUUCUCCCCGGGGCUAGGUCUGGCCCUUCGUCCCCUGCUGUGGUUCCCCACCCUCGUGCUCUCGGGUUUGUGACUGUUGACGACGCCCCUCUGGAUGCUUUCAAUGCUGCUCCUCCCCAGCAACAGGUGCCAGUUCAAAAUCUGGUUCCUUCCCACCCUCGCGCGCUUGGCUUUGAAGCUGCCGAAGAUGCCACUCGGAAAGCACUGGAGCAGUCGUUUCAGAGGGAAACAGUGGCUCAGAGUGACGCCUUUCAAAGAGAGGCGCUUCAAGGAGAGGGGGAGGGUUAUGCGAGGGAAACGGCGUUUGGAUCAGAAGUGGGGUUUGAUGGGCAAGCAGCGUCUCAGACGGGGGGUUUUCAAAGGGAGGGUCCUCACCCUCGCUUGCUUGGUUCUGUGCUUGUAGCUGAUGCUUCGCUGACGGCAGCAGGGAGUGGGGAGGGGGAUGCUGGCUGCAAACAGGAGAAGGAGAAGAAGAAGGAGGAGAAGCAGGAGAAGGAGGAGGGGGAGGAGGAGAAGGAGGGGAAACAGGCGAAGUGGCGACACCAGAGAAGGAAGCAGAGAAGCUCAGCAGUAGUGAGACCGGAAGCGGACACGACAGCUGCAGCAGUAGAAGCGAGAGAAGUAGAAGCAAGAGGCUCGAAAGGGCGAACAGCAGAAGCGAGAGCAGCAGUGGCAGCAUCGGCUGGAGCAGCCCACGAAGGAAGUGAGGAGAGAGGAAUUGAGGUGUCAUUUCAAAAGCCGGCGGAAGGAGCAGCAGAAGCAGAGACUAUGGACAAUACAGCAGCCAGAGCGGCAGGUGAAGCUGCUGCAGCAGUGCCUGCAGCACGAGGGCUGGGAGGCAAAGCCAACUUGGUCAACCAAAGAGGGGGUUUAAUCAAGGGGGGCUUUAAUAGGGCUGGACAGGGGGGAGAUGGGGGGGGGAGGGGAACACGAGGGGGGAGGGUGGGGGCAAGAAUUGACCGGGUCAAGGCAGGAAGAGGGAGGGGACGGGGGAAAGGGCGGGGUGGUGAGGGUGGUGUUGGUGCUGCUGCUGCUGUGGCUGGUGCUGGCAAGGUGGCGAGUCUAAAACAAAAGGGGAAGGCCAGUGCUUUGGCUGAGUCAAAAGGUAAAGAGCUGGCAGCUGCUGAUAACCCAAGAGGAAGCUCAAGAGGGAAGGGAGUGACUGCCGGUUUCAAAAGGAAGAGGGGUGGAAUGGGUUCAAAGGAGACUGGAAUGCAGAGGGACAAGGAGGGAGAUGUGACGGCGGUGGUGCGUACCUCUGAGGCGCCUCGGAAAACGCAGGAGGAGGAGGAAAGGGAGGCGCUUGUUUUGAGGAUAUUGCGUGGUCAGGGAAGCAUAAGAGAGGGAGGGAGUUUGGCGACGCGGCAAGUGAGUGUAGUGAAAGGGGAAAAGGGUGCGAUUGGGAAGAAACGAGGCACAGGCAGUGAUGGGGAUGGAGAAGUGGAGGUAACGGGGAGCCCAGGUGGGAAGGAGAAGGAAACAGAUGUGGAGUUGCCAGGGGAGGAAAUGGAGGAAGGGGAGGAAAGGGAGGAAGUGGUGGAAAGAGAGGAAGGGGAGAACAGGGAGGAAAGGGAGGAAGGGGAGGAAAGGGGGGAAGGGGAUGAGAGGGAGGAAGGGGGGCCUGAAGGGGUUAACAAGAAGGUAGGGGUCCAGAAGGAAGUGGGGGACAGGGGGAGACAGCAGCUGGGGCAAGGUUUGGGGCUAGGGACAGGGCAUGGGGAGAGGCAUGGGGAGGGGUCAGGUGCGAGGCAAGGAGAAGGGGAUACGCCAGCAGCGAAGAGGCAGAAAGCAGUGAGAGGAGGAGGGGAGGCGGCGAGAGAGUUUGCAUUUGGAGGAGUAACUGAUCUUCCAGGAGGUAUUGUAGAAGGAGAGGGGGCACCGGCAGAUGGAGUGGGGAAGCGGGAGGUCAAGGAGAAAGAGGAGGGAAGAAUGGAGGGAGAAGAAGAGGAGAAGGCAAGUGUAGUAGCGAGAGAACAAGAUGCAGAGAGUGGAGAGAACACGGUGAGUAUGACAUUUCUUCCUGCUGUUAUCAAGGCAAAUACUGGCAGCGCAGAAGGAACAGGGGCGGGAGUAGGGGCAGGGGCAGGGGCAGGAGCAAGAGCAGGAGCAGGAGCAGGAGCAGGAGCAGGAGCAGGAGCAGGAGCAAGAGCAGGAGCAGGAGCAGGAGCAGGAGCAGGAGCAGGAACAGGAGCAGGAGCAGGAGCAGGAGCAGCAGGAGGAGGGGCAGGAGCAGAUACAAGGGAGGUGGUAAAGAAAGGAGGGGGAAAGGGAGGAGGAAGAGAGCAUGCAAGUGGUGAGGGCGGUGCAGAGAAGCGUGAUGGCUGCAAGGAGUUGAAGGGAGUGGGAAGAGGAAAGAAUCUGGUUCAAGGUAAUGGCGGGAUGCUGGCCAGAGCUGCUGCUAACGAGAAUACUGGAGGAGAGAGCCGAAGAGGAGGUAGGGGCGGAAGCAGUGGGAGGGCGUUGAGUAGGGGGCGAGGGCGGGGGGGUGGUGGGAUUGACCGAGGGGGAAGGGGAGGAGGCGGACGAAUGGGGAGAGGAGGGAGAGGGGAGAGAGGGGGGCGUGUUGGAGGGGGGGGUGGCAGAAGAGGCAAGGGAGUGGUCAGUGGUGCAGGGAUCGAGGCUGUGAGAGACUUGGGUGAGUUGGGGAACGGUGGGGAAGCGGGGGGCGGAGCGGGAAGGGGGACAGCAACCGAAGGAGGGGCAGGGGUGGGAGCGUCCGGAGGAGCAAGGGCAGCGGAUGGGGUAGGGAGCAAGGAAGGGGGCGGGCAUUCAGGAGGAGGGGAGAAGGCAGCUGGUGAGAGUGGGUCUGAUGCAGGAGGAGCUGCGCAAGAGGCAGGGAUAGGCACCCGGUACAGCCAACGCCUGGGAGGCAGGCAGGUGGGCUUUGAGGAAUGGGUGGGACUGCGGUUUCAGGCAGGUGGAGCCGGAAGUAUGAUGGAUAAACCACACUAG